Populus euphratica (Euphrates poplar) is the source of this 2345-nucleotide messenger RNA. Its product is annotated as BTB/POZ domain-containing protein At5g03250-like. The transcript is spliced from 4 exons. Gene Ontology annotation, molecular function: protein binding. The record is from RefSeq and is a predicted model, not a curated record. Lineage: Eukaryota; Viridiplantae; Streptophyta; Magnoliopsida; Malpighiales; Salicaceae. The coding region runs from base 268 to 2151 and encodes 627 amino acids.
UCUGCUCCUGGAUUUUUCCCUUGGACUCGGGACUCUUUGUUUACUCUAAAUCUUUAUUAUUUUUUACUUUGUUACCCGAAAAGCUGCAAAAUUUAUCAACGAAGACCAAAGCCCACAUUUUGUUUUUCACUCGUUUCCCUUUCCAUCCUAUCAGAAUUCAGAAAUCACCUUUUUCAUCGCUUUUUCUCAUUAAAAGAUUGUUUCUUUGAUAUUUCCAUCAGAAAAAGAUUGUUGCUUUGACAACGUUUGUAAUAGCUUAGGCUAUACAUGGCUUGCAUGAAGCUGGGAUCAAAAUCAGAAGUCUUUCAUCUCGAUGGCCAUACCUGGCUUUGCUCAACCGGGCUUCAAAGUGAUGUCAUUAUUGAAAUUGGGGAGAUGUCUUUCCAUCUUCACAAGUUUCCAUUGCUCUCCAGAAGUGAAGUACUAGAAAAUCUUAUUGGAGAGCAUACUAGCGAGGACGAGAAAAGGUGUGUUCUACAACUUCAUGAUGUACCUGGUGGAGCCAAAACCUUCUUGCUUGCUGCCAAAUUCUGCUAUGGUAUAAAAAUGGAACUCACUGCAUUGAAUGUAGUUAGUCUCAGAUGUGCCGCUGAGUAUCUUGGAAUGAGUGAAGACUAUGGGGAGGAAAACCUCAUCACACAAACAGAAAAUUUUCUCAAUGAAGUAUUUGGCAGCUGGACAGACUCCCUUAAAGCUCUUAAAACCUGCGAAGAGGUUCCUCUACUAGCAGAAGAGCUUCAUAUUGUUUCGAGAUGCAUUAAUUCCCUGGCAAUGAAAGCUUGCGCAGAUCCAAGUUUGUUCAGUUGGCCCAUGCAAGGUGGCAGCGACAAUAGGAACCCAGAUGGCACUGUAUUCUGGAAUGGAAUACGUACUUCAGCCACGCCGCAUCCUGUGGGUGAGGAUUGGUGGUAUGAGGAUGUUUCCUUGCUUAGACUACCUCUGUACAAAAGGCUAAUUCUGGCAGUUCGUUCAAAUGAUAUGAAGCCUAAGAGGGUUGCUGGGGCACUAAUGUACUAUGCAAAGAAGCAUCUCCCUUUGUUGGGUAGGAAAUCAAGCAUAGAGAGUGGAGACUAUGCUGCAUCUAGAUCAACUAUUUCUGCUACGUCUGAAGCAGAUCAAAGGAGUCUCCUUGAAGAAAUAGUGGAAUUGUUGCCUGAUCAAAAGGGUGUUACUCCAAGUAAUUUCCUGCUUAGGCUUCUGCGAACUGCCAUGAUAAUACAUGCGAGUCCAUCAUGCCGACAGAACUUAGAGAAACGGGUUGGAACCCAGUUGGAUGAAGCAUCUCUUCAAGACCUUCUGAUACCAAAUUCAGGCUACUCAGUGGAAACCCUUUAUGAUAUCGACUGUGUUCAGCGAAUUCUCGAUCAUUUCAUGCUGAUGGAUCGUGAUGAUCCCACAUCAAAUUACGUCCAACAUGGAGGGCAAAUAACUGAAAGUUCGCAUUCGCUCAUUCCAAUAACAAUGGUGGCAAAUCUGAUUGAUAGAUAUCUAGCAGAGGUAGCAUCUGAUGUUAAUUUGAAGUUAGCGAAGUUUCAGUCUCUUGCUGCUGCAGUCCCUGAUUAUGCCAGGCCAAUAGAUGAUGGAAUUUACCGAGCAAUUGAUAUAUAUCUUAAGGCUCAUCCAUGGCUAACAGAUUCUGAGAGGGAACAGCUUUGCAGGCUCAUGAACUGUCAAAAGUUUUCAUUGGAAGCCAGCACUCACGCAACCCAGAAUGAGAGGCUACCUCUUAGAGUCAUUGUCCAAGUUGUAUUCUUUGAACAACUACGGCUUCGCACCUCUGUUUCUGGCUGGUUCUUUGUCUCUGAAAACCUUGAUAACUCACAAAACCUAAGUGGGAAUCUUGCUCUUGCGAGAAAUGAUUUACAUCCUCAAGCAGGAGCCAUACAUGACCACAUCAUGGUAGAUGACAUGAAAGAACGAGUUUCCGAGCUUGAGAAAGAGUGUUUGAGCAUGAAACAAGAGAUUGAGAAGCUGGGAAAAACAAAGGUGUCGAGUUGGAACAUCUUGUUAAGAAAGUUUGGUUUUAGUCGAUCAAAGUUAAAAUAUGGGGAUCCAAAAGCAUCAAAACCAACGGAUACCAAAGAAUUACCAACGUCCUCAGCACCACUCAUAAUUGGAGGAGAAAAUCAGAAUAAUGAAUCAGUAAAAUGAACAUCAAACUCUCCGGAAAGAAAAAAAGAAGAAGACAUCUCCUUUCUUGAGUUUUGCUUAAGCUGUCUAGGUGUCGCUACUUGCUAUUUAGAAGUUGGUUUAACUUAUCCUGUGAUUAUAUUCGCAACUUAUAUUGUAGGACGUUCACAUUCUCUCGGAUUCAUUUUGAUCUUAUAAUUUUGGUUGCUUCCUUA